Molecule: messenger RNA, 1641 nt
Organism: Hyalella azteca
Lineage: Eukaryota; Metazoa; Arthropoda; Malacostraca; Amphipoda; Hyalellidae
Biological process (GO): modulation of chemical synaptic transmission; monoatomic ion transport; synaptic transmission, glutamatergic
Cellular component (GO): postsynaptic membrane; plasma membrane
Molecular function (GO): transmitter-gated monoatomic ion channel activity involved in regulation of postsynaptic membrane potential; NMDA glutamate receptor activity
Source: RefSeq, a predicted model, not a curated record
CUGCAGAACCCGUUCACGGAGAAGCCGCCCUACAAGUACGGGACGGUCCCCCAGACCAACGCUGCGUCCGUCAUCCGCAAGCAUCACCCGACCAUGUGGGACUACAUGGGCACCCAGCGCACCAUGAAGAACAGCGUCAAGGAGGGCAUCCGUGCCAUCAAGAACAAGGAGCUGGACGCGUUCAUCUACGACGCGACGGUGCUGGACUACUGGGUGGGUCAGGACGAGGACUGCCAGAUCCUGACGGUGGGGUCCUGGUACGCCCUCACGGGGUACGGCCUCGCCUUCCCCAGGGGCAGCAAGCACCUGCUGGCGUUCAACAAGCAGCUCAUGAUCUACAAGGAGAACGAGCAUGGGCAAGUCCCUGACGUUCCCCCCACCACUCCCCCACCACUCCCCCAGAGCAUGGGCAAGUCCCUGACGUUCCGCGGCGCGGUGUACGAGGCGCAGGACAGGCUGCGGAGGCACCGGUGCACGGACCCCUGGUGCGACACCCACAUCCUGCGGGUGAAGUGCGAGCUGCAGGCCGCCAGGGGCAAGAUCCGCCUGCUGGAGAGGCAGCUCAGCGCCAGGGGCGCCGCCCCCUGCGGCGCCACAUCCCCCAUGCCGGCCCACCAGCUCACCAGGACCGAGAGUGUGGCCAAGAGGGACAAAAGUGACGCUCUUGCCCUCCAGCAAUUCAAGGAGAAGUUCCUUGAGGGUUGCCGUCUAAAACAGCAGCGAGAAGAACUCCAGCAGCAGCAGCAGUUGCUGAGGAAAACAAGCAGUGGUCGAUCCAUCACAAGUAGCGAGUAUUUCGCCGACGACCAACGUCUGUUGAUCAGGUCGCAAGGUUAUCCUGAUGGGGAUGACCCUGCCGCCAUGACCCUACCGAAAACAAAGUUCCAGUUCGCGUAUUCUUCGUCAGGGUCCGCGGAAGGGUUGGGACUGGACAGCCCUGAUAGCCUCAUCGGGGUUAGGGGCUCGUUAGCGCCAAACGUGUCAGGUGGACAGGGGUCGGCAUGCGGGGUAACAGCUAGAAUGGACUCCGCAGGGAAACCUGGUAGAAACGUGGGGCACCAUCAUCUUGGUUCAUCGAAAAGCUUGUUGUCGCUUUUCGGAAAUUCCGGGACUUCUUUGACCCGAACGGGGGGGACCCGACCACUGGGUGGAGGGGGUCUAAUGGAACUUAGUGGUAGGUCCCUCCACGCGACCAGUAGUGGCCCUGGCAAGUACUCUGACAUGGUAGGUGGUACAGAAACCAUGCGGUCGUCUACCACUAUCUUGGACUCGAUCUCCAGACCAACCUUCCCCGACGGGGGGACGACGCUCCCCAGCGGCCGCAGCGGAAGGAUCCCCCUGGAUACCCUCAUCCGAACCCCUCUCGUGGGGCACCGUGCCCCAACACACACAGUGAGCACCCCUCUUCCCCAAGCGUUCCCCCAGAACCCUACCUCUGGCAACGUGCACGUGACUGCCAGAAGCACGAGAAGUGGCAUAUACGAGUCCCUUGACACCCCCCUGUCCCCUCGGGAGGGGUUAUACCGACGAAGGCGAAGUUUCGAUGAUGACGAUGAUGAGGACUUCGGACCGACCCCUUACUACCAGAAGGACUUCGGUCCUGGGGCAGCGGCCAGACGAUGUAAGUUGCCGUGGUACUAG